Molecule: messenger RNA, 1131 nt
Organism: Chlorella variabilis
Lineage: Eukaryota; Viridiplantae; Chlorophyta; Trebouxiophyceae; Chlorellales; Chlorellaceae
Exons: 9
Coding region: 1-1131 (376 amino acids)
Biological process (GO): methylation
Molecular function (GO): methyltransferase activity
Source: RefSeq, a predicted model, not a curated record
AUGGCGCAUGAUGGGAGCUGCAGCGGCGCUGCCCCUGAGGCCCCUCAGGAAGGCUUGGUGGAGAACACAGUGCUGUGGGUGGCCAGCAAGCGCGCGCUAGAGGCGUCGCGCCUGCUCCCGCUGCUGCCCGACCCGGUCACUUCCGCCAUGGUGCCGGCAUCAGUCCUGGCAUCGCCACAGGUGCGAGCCUGGGAGGAGCUGGAGCAGCAGCGCAGCGCCCGUAUCAAGGAGGGGCGGGGGGCGCCAGCGGGAGGCGAGGAGGCAGACGCCGUCGCCGAUGUGCAGGCCAUGGUCACGCUGGCGCUGCGGUGCCGCUACAUCGACGACGAAAUCGUGGCGGCCAUCCAUGGGCUGCGCCGUCGGCGCCUGGCGGCACGCGCAGCCGACAGCGGCGGGCAGCCUUGCAUCCAAGUGGUGCUGCUGGGCUCGGGGCUGGACACGCGGCCGUGGAGCCUGGUGCUGGGCCACGACAUCCACUGGUUCGAGCUGGACCUGCCAGGCAUGGCGGCAUUCAAGUGGCGCUGCAUGGAGCGCGCGGGCAUGCAGGCCGCCUGGCAGGCGCAAGGCCCGCUCGACAUGCCCGCUGCCGGCGACGACGGGUCGGCCGCGGCGCACGCCUUCCCUCUGCGCGUGGGCUCCUGGGUGGCGUUGGCUGCCGACCUGACGCAGCCUGGGUGGAUGGAGGAUCUGCAGGCGCAUGGCUGGCAGCUUGUGGUCCCCACCGUCUGGGUGGUGGAGGGGGUCCUGUACUACCUGAGCCAGGCGCAUGCCGACCGCAUCGACAUCACCAGGGUCAGCCUGGCGGCAGGCCAGGGCGCCGCCAUCCUCACCAGCACCAACCCCAGCAUGGUUGAGGCCAUGCGCCUGCUCAAGGCCGGGGCGCGGGACCGGCAGGCAGACAGCAGCAGCAGCGGCGGCGGUGGUUGCGGCAGUCCCGCACGCUGGUGGUGGGAGCUGGCGUUCCCCAGCUACCACGCCACGCUGGGGGACGACCCGUGCGGCACGCUGCGGGAGAACUGGAGGGCAUGCACGCAGCUCCUGCCGGGCGAGGAGCAGGCGCAGGCGGCGCGCAGCUGCGGCGGCGCGCCGGUGCGGUCCGACAUCGUGACUGGCAGCCUGGGGAUGGCAUGA